UCGCUCGCUCUCUCCUCCCCUCCUUUGCUCCCUCCCUCCAAGCCCCAUUGCUCGAGCCGCUUCCUUCCCCAACGGCAGCGCCAGUUCCUCUCCCGGUGGGGCCCGGGAAGGGCAGCGAACGCUCGACACUGGAACCGCCGCGGCGGCAGCUGCGGGACCAUGGCCGAGCCCCGAGAGGCCGCGAACCCGGCGCCCAAGGCCUCCCUGGCACCGACCGCGCUGAGCCUGCGGAGCGCCCCGCAGCCCCGCCCCUCGAGAGCGGUCACCGGCAGCCUGGGCAGGUACCGGGGCAACGCCGCCGCCGCCUCCCGGGAGCCCCUCUCCCACGGCUCGGGCUCGGGGCGCCGGCGGGGAGCGCUGCGGGAGCUACUGGGGCUGCAGGGGGCGGCUCCCGCCGGGUGGCUGUCGGAAGAGCGUGCCGAAGAGCAGGCCCCCGGCGGCUCGAGCGGACCGGGCGGCAGCGGGCUGUGCCUGGAGCCCCGGGAGCACGCGUGGAUACUGGCGGCCGCCGAGGGCCGCCUUGAGGCGCUGCAGGAGCUGCUGGAAGCCGAGCCGGGACUGCUGCUGCGGGGCGACCCCAUCACGGGCUACACGGUGCUGCACUGGCUGGCCAAGCACGGGCGCCACGAGGAGCUCAUCCUGGUGCACGACUUCGCCCAGCGCCAGGGGCUGCGGCUCGACGUGAGCGCCCCGGGGAGCGGCGGCCUCACGCCCCUGCACCUGGCAGCCCUGCAGGGCCACGACAUGGUCAUCAAGGUGCUGGUGGGCGCCUUGGGGGCUGACCCCACGCGCCGCGACCACAGCGGCCACCGGGCCUGUCACUACCUGCGGUCCGACGCGCCCCAGAGCCUGCGGGAGCUGUCAGGGGCCGAGGACUGGGAGACGGCGGGCGCCAGCGAGCGGAUCAACUCCAACAACAACAGCAGUGGCGGCGCCGCGUGGACGCUGCGACGGACCCCGAGCGCGGUGGGCGCGACGGCCGUGGACACAACGGCGAGACCGGCGGCAUCGCCCGGCAAGGAGAAGGACUCCACCGGCAGCCGGGUGGCGCAAAUUCAUGGCCUUCUCCGCCAUAUGUUCCCCUUCUUCCAGGAUCGUUGAGGAUGAUGGAGACUGGAGAGCGCGAAGGGACUGCGACGCGGCGGCGAGGCCUCGGUCCUGGGUUGUCCCGGGUCCCACCGAAGGGGCGGCGCCUCAGACACAACUCCGACCACAGCCGAGUGCGCUGGGCCUGCAAGCAGCAGACCACCUCGGGGUCUGUCUCAGGUACCUGUCCCAGGUCUCUUGCCGCCACUGGCCAGGAGACCCGGGGACCAAGGCACCCCUAACCGUGAGAGAACAAAGACAAAGCUGACCUGGCGCCAAAUCCCAAAGCUACAGGACUAAGGAAUUAGGAGCAGGAGCGUGGUCCUGCUUGGUAGAGGGAAAGUUAAGCUUCCAGUAGCCGUUUCUCGGCAGGCGGAAGCUCUGGGUUUAUUAGGAAACAUUUGCUAGAAGAGUGAGUUAAGACUGUAACCCACUGAUGUAGAGGAAGCGCCUGACUGCAGGCUUGACUCGGCUGUUAACGGGUCACUUUGUGCGGGCAGAAUCAGCCCCUGGCAACCUGCUCUUGAGACGAGCAGGCCUUACCCGUACUUUUUCUAAUGUAUCACGGAUGACUUCUUAAGCAUAUUAAAGUGGAAUGCGUUCCUUUUACAUGA
Molecule: messenger RNA, 1700 nt
Organism: Ceratotherium simum simum (southern white rhinoceros)
Lineage: Eukaryota; Metazoa; Chordata; Mammalia; Perissodactyla; Rhinocerotidae
Gene: SOWAHD
Product: sosondowah ankyrin repeat domain family member D
Molecular function (GO): protein binding
Source: RefSeq, a predicted model, not a curated record